CCUUCGAGCCAAGUUUGGGAAAGACAUUUUGCACAAUGGUUUUUAUGGCUGCACAACCAAAGAAGAAGCUAAACGAAUGAUAAAUGAAAUCUUCUGUUUGGUAGAAGAACUAUCUGACGAAAUGAAGGUUGAUGAAAGAGACACUAUAGAUGGCAAGGAAAAAGCAGGAGGUUACUUUACAGCAGGAACUAAAUUCUACAGAUGAAUGGAAUGAAGCCCUAGCAAAAGAAGGACUGUGGGUUAUAGAUGUCUACCAAGAAUGGUGUGGUCCCUGUGUCGCAAUGGUUGGAAACUUUCGCCGCCUCAAAAAUGAGCUAGGAGAUGACCUUCUAAAAUUUGCAGUGGCCAAGGCUGACACAGUAGAUGCUCUACAGAAGUACAAAGGAAGGUGUGAGCCAUGCUUUCUAUUUUUUGCGGGCGGAGAGCUGGUGUCAUAUGUGCAUGGGGCUAAUGCUCCACUUAUAAAUAGGACUGUCACAGAACAGCUGGCCCAGGAGCACAAAGUCCUUGAUGGUUCUUCUGAACGGAGAGCAGUGAAAGAUCCAUAUGUGGCAACAGACGAUGACAACGUGGUUCUCGAAGAAGAAGAGACUGAAGAAAGCUAUGUACCCCAUCGCAGAGUAUCCACUUAUGCUGGAGAUUAUGAGGAAGAUGACAGGAGAAUGUUUCAGUAUAAUGAUGAAUUAGUUAUCUAUGACGACAGUCUGAUGUCUGCAAAUGAUGAAGAGGAAGAAGAAGAAGGCUAUACUGUGGCUAUUAUCAAACCAAAUGCUGUGAAAAGUGGAAAGGUGGAUGAGAUCUUAGAGGAAAUGAGGGCACAUGGUAUCCAACCGCUGGCUCAAGAAGAACGUCAGCUGACAGAAGAAGAAGCACGGCAAUUCUAUUCUCACCUGAAGGAUGAGGAAUACUUUGAGGACCUGGUCAAAUUUAUGGCCAGUGGUCCAAGUCAUGUACUGGUACUGACCAAGGGCCAAACUGAUGAUUCAAUAAUUCAUGACUGGCGGGACAUGCUAGGACCACCAAGUGUAGAGGAAGCAAAGGAACAAGCACCUAACAGUCUCCGUGCCAGAUAUGGAUCACAAAGUUUUAUGAACGCAGUUCAUGGUUCUGAUUCCAAGGAUACAGCAGCAAGAGAAAUGGCUUUCUUUUUCCCCUCACUACAAUUACCUACCCACAAGAAACCUAAGGAAACUUUGCAGCGCACACUUGCUCUCAUUCGACCAGAGGCAUUUGCACAAAGCCGAGAUGAAAUUCUGGAGAAGAUAAAGGAAGCUGGCUUUCAAAUUGCACUACAGAGAACUGUACAACUGACCAAGCAACAGGCUGAGGAUUUCUACUCAGAACAUGUUGGUCAGCCAUACUUUGAGGAGCUGACCAAUGACAUGUCAAGUGGACCAUUGCUGGCACUGGGACUGGCAAGAAUUGAUGCCAUUGAUGAGUGGCGCACGAUGCUGGGACCUAAAGAUGUUGAAGAAGCAAAAGCAAUAGCACCAGACAGUUUGCGAGCACAGUACACAGUUAGCAAAAGUUCACUAAACCAGCUUCAUGGAUCUGAUUCACCUAAGUCUGCAGAGAAGGAACUGAACUUCUUCUUCCCUAUGGAGCAGACUGUUGCUGUAAUUAAGCCUGAUGCUUUUGGCACCAAAGAUGCCAUCAUUCAGAAGAUCCAUGAGUCAGGUUUUCGGAUUGCUGCUCGUAAGGAAACAACUAUCACCCAUGACAUUGCAGAAAGUUUCUAUGACAGUGUCAAGGAUAAGGACUACUAUGACAGCCUUGUGGAUUACAUGACAAGUGGGCCCACCAUGUUCAUGGUGCUGUCAAGAGAGGGUGCAGUGGAAGGAUGGAGACAAGAGAUUGGUCCCACAGACCCAGAAGUUGCCAGAAGGGAGGCACCAGACUCGAUUCGUGCCCAGUUUGGUCAAGACAUUUUACACAAUGCAGUUCAUGGCUGUUCAACUCAAGAAGAAGCAAUUUCUAAAAUUCAAAAAAUCUUUGGUCCACUUGACUUCGCAUCUGAUGGUACUGUAAAAGCUGAACCACAACAGGCAGAAGAACAAACACUGGAAAAGAAGGAAGAAUCACAAACAGAGGAACAUGAAGGGCAAGAUGCAAAGGAAGAAACGCCAGCAGUGCCAGAUGCAGCAGAACAGCAGCCAGCGGAAGAAGCAGCUCCUGAUCAAACACUUCCUGCAGAUGAAAUCAAGGAGGAGCCUGCUUCUGAUUCACAAACCAAAGAAGAAAAGGUAGAGGAGGCAGGUGGCACCGAAACAGCAACAGCUGAGGAGGCAAAAGCUGAAGAUGAAACAAAAACAGAAACAGGAACAGAAGAGGCGACAGCAGUUGACCAUAACAAACCUGAGGCAACAGUCGAUGAAGGCAAAGAUGAGAAUAAAGAGGAGCCUCAAGAGCAGCCUAAAGAGGAGAGUAAAGAGGAGCCUCAAGAGCAGCCUAAAGAGGAGCCUAAAGAGGAGCCUCAAGAGCAGCCUAAAGAGGAGCCUCAAGAGCAGCCUAAAGAGGAGCCUCAAGAGCAGCCUAAAGAGGAGCCUCAAGAGCAGCCUAAAGAGGAGAGUAAAGAGGAGCCUCAAGAGCAGCCUAAAGAGGAGAGUAAAGAGGAGCCUCAAGAGGAGCCAAAAGAGGAGCCUAAAGAGGAGGUUAAAGAAGAUACAGUGGCUGAAACACCAGCAGACAUCAAUGAAUCCACACAGGAAGAAGCUAGCUAAAGGAGGUGAUAAAGGUUAAAAACAUGAGUUCCAAAACAGUUUUUCAGCUGCUUGUAGCAAAGCUCUCUUUGGUGACUUUGAGCCAAAAUCAGUUUUGACUGGUUCUUCAAGAGAAUUUUUAUCCAGUUUCUUUUCGCUUUUGGAAGAACACUUUCUUAGAGACUAUUUACAUUUUGAUAUGCUUUAUUUUAUAAUUGUAUAAAAUAUACUAUAUAAUAUUAACACAUAUAUAUAUAUGGUGAACGAACAUUGCUUCAUUGUAGCUAUGUACAUAAAUGAACAUUUAAAUGUUCACAUCUU
This is a messenger RNA of Pomacea canaliculata, 3020 nucleotides long. RefSeq names its product thioredoxin domain-containing protein 3 homolog. The transcript has 24 exons. Gene Ontology annotation, biological process: UTP biosynthetic process; GTP biosynthetic process; CTP biosynthetic process. Lineage: Eukaryota; Metazoa; Mollusca; Gastropoda; Architaenioglossa; Ampullariidae. The coding region runs from base 150 to 2720 and encodes 856 amino acids. The record is from RefSeq and is a predicted model, not a curated record. Gene Ontology annotation, molecular function: nucleoside diphosphate kinase activity.